AAGAAAUGAGAGAUCAAGGUUCUUUUCACAGUCAUCUUCCUACUCACAAUAAUUCCAUCUCACAAAACCCUAACAAAUUCAAUUGAAAAGUUUUUCUCUUUAACCAGUAAAGAAAGAGGAAGAGAGAAUCUCUCUUAGAAGAUGAAGAUCAUUCCUCUGAUUCUAAUGGGUUGUGGAGGAGUUGGUCGUCAACUGCUCCAACACAUUGUCUCAUGCCGUUCUCUUCACUCUACACAGGGACUUUGCUUGAGAGUUGUAGGAGUUGGUGAUAGUAAAUCUUUGGUAGUUGCGGAGGAUUUGUUGCAUAAGGGGUUGGAUGAUAACUUCUUGUUGGAACUUUGCCGGGUCAAGAGUGCUGGGGAAUCUCUAUCAAAACUUCAUGAUUUUGGAAAGUGCCAGGCAUUUAUGCAUCCAGAGUCACAAGGAAAGAUUCUAGACAUUGCAUCUCAACUUGGUAAAAAAACAGGUUUGGUCUUUGUAGAUUGCUCUGCUAGCUUUGACACUAUUACGGUGCUAAAACAGGCAGUUGAUAUGGGUUGUUGUGCUGUUAUGGCUAAUAAGAAGCCUCUUACGUCUACAAUGGAGGAUUUUAAAAAGCUUUUCACAUAUUCACGUCAUAUACGGCAUGAGUCAACUGUAGGCGCUGGUCUUCCAGUGAUAGCAUCCCUGAAUCGCAUAAUCUCUUCUGGUGAUCCCGUUCAUCGCAUUAUUGGAAGUUUGAGUGGGACAUUGGGGUAUGUAAUGAGUGAGGUUGAAGAUGGAAAACCACUGAGCCAAGUUGUUAGAGCUGCUAAAAGUCUGGGUUAUACUGAACCAGAUCCACGUGACGACCUUGGUGGAAUGGAUGUUGCUAGAAAGGCUUUAAUUCUUGCUCGAAUACUUGGUCAUCAGAUUAAUCUGGAUAACCUUCAGAUUGAGAGCUUGUAUCCCAAAGAGAUGGGUCCUGAUGUAAUGACUGUUGAAGACUUCCUUGGUCGUGGACUCUUGUUGCUGGAUAAAGAUAUUCAAGAUAGAGUUGAGAAGGCAGCUUCAAAUGGAAAUGUGCUGCGCUAUGUCUGUGUGAUUGAGGGCUCAAGGUGUGAAGUUGGCAUUCAGGAGCUUCCAAAGAAUUCUCCCUUAGGAAGACUAAGAGGAAGUGAUAACGUGUUGGAAAUAUAUACUCGAUGCUAUUGUGACCAACCACUGGUAAUUCAAGGUGCUGGAGCUGGAAAUGACACUACUGCUGCUGGUGUCCUUGCUGAUAUUGUGGAUAUUCAGGAUUUAUUCCCUUGAGGGAAAGGGUUUUGUGCCUUGAAUUUAAAGAAAGGAAAAGGUGCAGUUGCUUGGAAUGUACCUGAAGUGAUUUAAAAGUUUUGGUUAAAAUAUAUUAUUGGUAUACAUGGUGCCCAUUUUCAAUUUGGUCCUUGCAUGUAUGGCUUUUCAAUUUAGCCCCCAUUAUGUUCAAUUUUAUCGACUUUUUUGCCAAUACAAACACCACAGUGAGAUUGAGUCUAAGUUGUUGCAAAAUAUAAAGACCAAAUUGAAAAUGACUUUUAUGUACAGGGACCAAAAUAUAGCCUUUCUAGUCCUCAUUCAUGUUGUUCAUCUUCAAAUUGAUCCUUGCACUUCACUGUCUUUUUACCUCAAUCUGUGUUAUAAUAAUAAUAACACAGAAGAGAAAAUAUAUUUUAACCAAUAUAUUGAUACAUUGU
Messenger RNA from Abrus precatorius (Indian licorice), 1691 nucleotides. Its product is annotated as bifunctional aspartokinase/homoserine dehydrogenase. Lineage: Eukaryota; Viridiplantae; Streptophyta; Magnoliopsida; Fabales; Fabaceae. Bases 142 to 1272 code for a protein of 376 amino acids. The transcript has 12 exons. Gene Ontology annotation, biological process: aspartate family amino acid biosynthetic process. Gene Ontology annotation, molecular function: homoserine dehydrogenase activity; aspartate kinase activity. The record is from RefSeq and is a predicted model, not a curated record.